AAAAUAUUAUCUACAAUCCAACCAAAAGUCAAAGUUCCCAAGUUUUCGUCAUUGGAUUGCCGGUGGUUUAACUUGAAUAAUAUAAAUGUAAUAUAAUAUAUAGGACAUUACCAGUUGAUGUUUUUAUACUAUCUUAAAAGUAAUUUGUUAUCUAUUUUUUACAUACAGUUACAAGCUUAAAUAGGUAUAUAAAACAUCAGUACCUAAAGUGUAUUUCGCCGUUCGGUUACAGGGAUUUUUUAUUGUUUUGCCAUAUUUUUAUUCUAAAUAGUGUUGAUAAGGACUUGUUGGCAGAGUUCAAACGUUCAAGAUGUUCAAAUUAGGUAUCAAUACUAGCAGAAAUAUCUCAAUAGUGUUUAAACGCACAAUGUCCUCACAAGAACCUGAUAUUUUAACGGAAACACUGAACAAUGCUGGUGUUUUGACGUUAAAUCGUCCAAAAGCUUUGAAUUCGUUAAACGAGUCUAUGGUAACUAAGAUAUUAGCUCAGCUUAGAGAAUGGGAGAAGAGCAAAACUAUGGUUAUAGUAAAGGGUGCAGGAGACAGGGCAUUCUGUGCCGGAGGAGACGUAAAAGUGGCUAUAGACAAAGUUAAAGGACCACAAUUCUUUUACCCAGAAUAUAAUUGUAAUUAUUUGAUUGGGAAGUAUAAGAUUCCGUACAUAGCCCUAAUAGAUGGUAUCACCAUGGGAGGAGGUAUGGGUGUGUCUGUUCACGGAAGAUACAGGGUAGCAACUGAGAGAACAGUAAUUGCGAUGCCUGAGACUAGAAUAGGCUUGUUUCCAGAUGUGGGUGGAUCAUACUUCCUGCCGAGGUUACAGGUGAAUCUUGGGCUGUACUUAGGAUUAACUGGUGACAGACUAAAAGGUAAAGACGUAGUAAAAUCUGGGAUAGCAACACAUUUUGUAUCGAGCAGUCGACUUUACGAGUUAGAGACACUUCUGUCUCGGUGCACCAACGACGUGGAGAUCAGUGCUUUGCUCAAUAAGUUCAAUGAACCCCCGGAAGAGUUCACACUGGCUCCGAACAUUAAGCACAUCAACUACUGCUUCGCUGCCUCAACAGUUGAAGAGAUUAUUGAGAGACUGGAGAAGGUGAACAAUGAUUGGUCUCAGAAGACUAUUCAGACGCUACACGAGAUGUGCCCGGGCUCCCUGAAGAUAACGCUGCGCGCGCUGCAGCGCGGCGCUCAGCUGUCGCUGGCGCACUGUCUGCGCAUGGAAUACCGCGUCGCCUGCUGGUCCACGAGGCACCACGACUUCCCGGAGGGCGUACGCGCACUGCUCAUAGACAAAGACAACAACCCCCGCUGGACGCACAAGUCUGUCCGCGAAGUAGACGACGACUACGUCGAGCAAUUCUUCAAGAAGUUGCCUCAGGACCAGGAGCUGAAGUUCUUUGACGAAGAUUCCAAGUUGUAAGAACUCAAACCGUACUAUAUACUAUACUGUCGGCAAACAGUGCCGAACUCUGGCAGUUUAUUGAUGGCAUUCUUGCUGUAAAAAAAAGCUCACAUAGAAACUACGCAAUGUAUCCGAGUUCGUCGAUUCACACCUGUCUGUUCGGAGGGGCAAUGUAGGGUCUAAAGAAGAUGCACGUAUUUUUUUUAACAUGUUGAUUACUAAAAAUCAAUUGUGUUUUACUAAACUAUAAAAAAUUCAUACAAAAUUUAAUUUAAUACUGGCGUUGGAUCAAUGAUUUAGCAGGCUGCGGUCAAUGUGAGAAUUGAAAAGGAAAGCCGUACUGCUUCUCUUUCUUUUGUACAACUGCAUCCCUUUUUGUUGUCCCUUAAAUUGGAGCCUGUGUACAUCCCACACCCUACUUGCUCCACUAUUAAUAUUAUAAAUGCAAUAGUUUGUGUGUGGCAUAGAUGGGAUAGGAUAUAUUUCUUGAGGAUAUCUCUGUUGUAAAUUUACUUGCCGGAUUAAAUUGUAAAUUUAGUAAACUGAGAUUAAUACCUUUAUCCCGGAAUUAUUCUCACAAGAGCGAAGCCCCAGGGCGUAAUUAGUGCAGUUAGUUUUAUCGUAUACAAGGCCUGAUAUAGGGAAGAGGGAUAAGACCAAAACAUACUUGUUAAGCGUUCAUUAAGUUUUUUUUUUAUGAAUAAAAGCCAGUGCACAAGUAUUGUACAGCACAAUUGUGCGGACUGGCACAAUUACAUACAGAAAAGAGAUCUUUGGUGAUGAUGUUUGCCAUAUAAUAAUUUCAAAUUUCAAAAAUAACGCAUUUACAUACUUUAAUAUUUUAGAAAGUAAGAGUAUUCUGAAAAUGUUAUCGCCAACUUACCUUAUGUGCCUUAUUAAUAUUUUAUUAUUCACUUUGAUUCUGAGUAUGAGUUGCAGAUCCAAAUAAAGGAAAGUUUAAUUCGGAUUGUAGGAUUAGGCCGAGUCACGAAAAUCAAGGCUUUAGUACUUCUUUUGUAUCUGCCAAUGGCCCAAUAGUAACAAGGAGAAAAAAAAUACAAUCAUAUAAGCCUCAAUGUAUAAUUAUAUAUAUUAUUUGAUUGAAAACGAUCAUAUUAUUGUUUUCAUUUUGCUAAAACUCAUCAUUUUGUGUUAACUUUGUAUAAGCAUACUUUGUUAACAUAUUGCUGCGUGGCCUAAAACACAAAAGAUAUAUAUAUCAAGUCAGACAAAUACUUUGUGUGCUCGUUAGUAAAUAUAUGAUAAGUGCAAUAGUGCCAUUUAAUAUAGAACACGCAUUCGUUCGUUCAAUGAACGAAAUAUGUGUAUGUAUAAGUAAAUUGAGUGAGGUAAUUUAUGCAUAGUAAAAAAUGAUUUUUAAUCUAAUCACGCGCAUGGCGGCAUUGGUGUUAGCAUUUUAAAAACCGAAUUCUAUUAUUAAUUUAUACAAGUCUGUGGAACUUCCCUAUUAAGUUUUAAGUAUAAUUUUAUAUGUAUUUUCUUUUUAUAAGUAAAAUAGCUUGUCUCUUGCACCAAAGUGCUUACAUGAAGAAUAAUAUAAGCGACUAGUUUUGGUUAAGUUAUGGAUAGGCAAUAUUUUGAAAGUUGUAUCCAAUUACGAUAUACAAAUGUCGAUUUUUAAGGAAUUUACUUAAACUUGUUAUACAAAUCGAAUUUUACAUACAUAGUUAGAUAUUUUUUGUAUGAAUUUUGCAUGCCUUGUACGUUGAAACUUAUGUAUAUACAAGUUAAACGAUGUUUGUUGAAAGCUGUAUAAAUAUAUAUGUUAGUUCUUUAUAUACAA
Molecule: messenger RNA, 3206 nt
Organism: Plodia interpunctella (Indianmeal moth)
Lineage: Eukaryota; Metazoa; Arthropoda; Insecta; Lepidoptera; Pyralidae
Gene: Hibch
Product: 3-hydroxyisobutyryl-CoA hydrolase
Exons: 5
Coding region: 311-1420 (369 amino acids)
Biological process (GO): L-valine catabolic process
Cellular component (GO): mitochondrion
Molecular function (GO): 3-hydroxyisobutyryl-CoA hydrolase activity
Source: RefSeq, a predicted model, not a curated record